UCCCUCUUCUCUCUCUCCUCUCUUCUCUCUUCUCUCUCUCUCCCUCACCGCGUUCUCUCACGCUCCCCACCCCACCCCCUUUCUCUCUCCUAAAGCGGAAAGAAAUUCUCCUGUCCGGCUCUCAUAAUUUCGCUGUACUUUUCUUCGAACCAUCCUCCCUCCUCUCUCUCUCUCCUACUGUCAUUAAUACACUCCUUUUUCUCUCAAUAAUAUCGACGACGCUGCCAUGGUUUUUGCCCCUUAUCUGCGCUCUCCCCUCCUUCGAACCCCACAACCUCCUUCCCUGCAUCCCGACGACGCUUCCUCGCUGGCGCCCAAAAGCAAACACUACCCCCCCAUAUUCAUCCCGUUCUUCCUUUCCCCUUUCUCUCUCCUCCCUCCGAACCCUAGAUCUGAUCUAUUCUCUCUCCUCCUCCGGUUCGCUUUGAUGAUCCUCCUCCUUAUGAUGUGAUGUGAUGAUCCGUUCUCUGCUUCCUUGUCCUCUCGGUUUUUCUUGAUUUCUUCUGCUUGUUCGUUGCGAUGGGUUGUGCGGGGUCGAAGCUGGAGGAUCAGGAGGCGGUGGCUCUCUGCCGAGAGCGCACACUGCUGCUGGCGGACGCAAUCCGCCACCGCUACGCCCUCGCCGACGCCCAUGCGGCGUACUCCCUCUCUCUCCGCUCCGUCGGGGCCGCCCUACACACAUUCCUCCACGGCGGCCACUCAGUGCCGCUGGGAUCCCCCAUCCUCCCCCUCCCGGCUCACCGCAAGGGUGACCCGCUACCCCCUAUGCCCCCAUCCCCUCCCCCCGCUGCAAUCCCCGCUUCUGCCUCCGCCGGCGCCGGCGGCCACCACUCCCGCUCCCACUCCGGCUCCUCCCAUAUCCAUUUCCAGUCCUCCGACGAGGACUCCGACGAAGACGAGGAAUUCCACCUCCACUCCAACGGAUCGUCUCCGGUCGACCUCCACCCCGAUGGCGCCCCGGGCCCCACCUUCGUCAACGUUAACUACGCCCGCAACCAUCCCACCACCCCCUCCAUCUCCUUCGAACAGCGGCCGCGGAGCCCCGAAGCCGUCCACUUCGGCUCCUCCGAGCCACCACCCUCUGCCUACCCUUACUAUGGCUACACCUAUCCCCCUCAAAAUCCAAGCUUUUACCCUUACCCUUACCCUUAUCCGAGCUAUGGUGGCGUGGGUGGCUUCUUUGGAUCUUCUUCUCCUCCUCCCAACAUUCCGCAGCCCCCCACCGUGGCAAGCAUGGCUUCUCCCUCGUCCUCCAAGACCCCGCCGCCUCCCCCGUCGCCGCCGAGGACCUCCACUUGGGACUUCCUCAACCCCUUCGAGUCCUACGACGAUGGCUACUAUGCUCCCUAUACCCCUAGCCGGAGCUCAAAGGAGGUCAGAGAGGAGGAAGGGAUUCCCGAUCUGGAGGACGAGGAGCACGAGGUCGUCAAGGAAGCCUAUGGUGACCAAAAGUCUAUGGCUUCCACCUCUGCUGCUGCUGCUGCUCCAGGAGACUACUCUGCCAAGGCUGCUGCUGUGGCAGCGAAAGAGGAUAGUAUCAGCGAUGUCGAGGAGGGUCUUCAUCGCACGUCCAAGUCAGGGGAGGGUACUAGUGAUGGCGGUUCAGAACACGAGGUUCAUGUGGUUGAGAAGAACGUAGUGGCUGAUGAGGUUCAGCGACAGGAGGAGCAGCGGAAUGUGGCUGCUGUUCCUCCUCCCCGAAGGUAUCAUGAUGUUUCCGAGGUUGUGCAGGAGAUUAAGACUCAGUUUGAUAGGGCGUCCGAGUCGGCCAAUGAGGUAUCCAAAAUGCUUGAAGUGGGAAAGCUCCCAUACCACCAGAAGAAUUCUGUUUAUAAAGCAGUGUCCGCCGUGAUGGUUUGCGGGCUUCCGCCCUCCACUUCUAAAAAUGAGGGCUUAUUGGAAUAUGAAGAGGAUAAGGCAAUGGCCUGUGGUAAUCUUUCAUCGACGUUGCAGAAGUUGUACAUGUGGGAACAGAAGCUCCUUGAUGAAGUCAAGGCUGAGGAAAAGAUGCGGGUACUCUAUGAUAGAAAAUGCGAACAGCUGAAACGCUUGAGUGAAAGGGGUGAGGAGGCUCACAAGCUUGAGGCAGCUCAAACUUUGAUCAGGAAGUUAUCUACAAAGAUCAAAAUAGCAAUUCAAAUUGUUGAUUCUAUUUCAAAUAAGAUUAGUAAGCUGAGGGACGAUGAAUUAUGGCCACAGAUUAGUGAGCUUAUCCAAGGGUUAAUGAGAAUGUGGAGAUUUAUGUUCGAAUGCCAUCAUAUUCAGUGUCAAGCUGUAUCAGAAGCUCAAAACCUAGAUUCUAUUGUAGCUGGUGGAAAGCUUAGUGAUGCUCAUAUGGAAGCAACCAAGCAGCUAGAGCUGGAGCUGCUGGAAUGGAUUAGCAAUUUCUUUGCCUGGGUUUGUGCUCAGAGGAGUUUUGUCAAAGCCUUGAAUGGUUGGCUUGUAAAAGGUCUUCGUUAUGUGCCUGAAGAAACAGAUGAUGGAGUUCCACCCUUUUCUCCAGGAAGGUUAGGUGCGCCUCCUGUAUUUGUCAUCUGUAAUUACUGGACACAAACUAUGGAUAGGAUAUCCGAGGCGGAAGUAGUCAAUGCUAUGAAAGCUUUCUCCACAAAUGUUCUUCACCUUUGGGAACAGCAUAAGCUCGAACAGCGCCAGAGACUGAUGGCAAAUAGAGAUAUGGAUAGGACAGUCAGGAUCUUGGAAAGAGAUGAACAGCAAAUGCGCAAGGCAUUGGAAGCACAAAACAAGAAAUUAGUCCUAAUAUCCAAUCACAGUGGUAUAGCCUUAUCUGAAGGAGUGCAUCAGGACUUAGCUGCUGAAGUAGGUAGUCUGCAAUCAAGUUUGAGAGAAAUCUUUGAAGCUAUGGAAAAUUUUGCAGCUAGUACCAUGAAAGCAUAUGAGGAACUCAACUUGCGUACUGAGGAAGAGAAACAAAGGUUGGCCAGAGAGAAUGUAAAAGUUUCAUAGUUUCAUGUAAGACUUGCUAUCCAACGUCUGUAUUGUGCGUCCAGUCCAUUUCCAUGGUAGAUACACCCACUCAUGCAAAGGAGGUAUUGGAAAGGAACAUUAAUGGAAACCUACAAAUGUAUUAUGAAAUCCAUCAGCUGGAGGUAAGAUGAGGAGGAAACAUCUUUUGGAUGAUCUCUGCUAUCCAUGUCAAAGGUCUAGUUGGACGGCUAAUUGUGUCAUCAGUGAUAAAAAGCAGUUCAUCGGCACACGAUUCAGAGCUUCUUUGUAACUAUUUUCUUACUUUGUGAAGUUAUUUCUUAGACCUUGUGCCAUUGGAUUUGCUGAUGAGGUAUGGAAUGCACCAAAACAUGAAUCAGUCUCAUGCCAGCAUCAUGGUGGCUGGUCUCUGACAUGAAAAGCAACAAAAGCAUCUGUCUGCAUGGCAAAUUUUAAAAUGCCACUAUCAAGGAAUUUUUUGCAUCAAAAUCGCAAAUGCCAGUCUGCUACAUUGGUAGAGAAGUAGGAAGAAUGAAGCAAAAAGAUGAGAGCAAAAGGCAAUUUUCAGGUUCUGGUGUAGUAGGUAAAAAGGAGGUGAAGGAAAUGUCGAGGAUUCUCUGUGAUGAUAUCAUAUUGUUGGCCUCUUAUUGUCAGCUAUCCUAGAUACCAGAUACAAAUUUAAUAGUCGGGUCUUGCUGCCUGUGAUCAAUCAACCAUUCCUUCUGCCUGCUGCUGCAUUUGGAGAAGUCCAUCUCUGAAUUGAGAAUUUGGAUUUCUUUUUCCUGGUUGAGCUAUAGAGAGCACGUAUUAUCCAUCCAUGAGCAUGUACAGAUUUUUAGGGGUCAGUAUCAGCAUUCGGAAAUGGCUUCUGCCCCGAGGUCGUAUCAAAAGUAAGUUCUUGAACUGCUGCAUUUGGAGAAUCUAAGAAUUUCUUUCUGAACUAGGGCAAGAUUCAUAUCAGCAAUCAUGAGCAUUCACAGAUAUGUGUAGGUCAAUGUCAGCCUUGGAAGAUAUCUGGCAUACAGCAUGUAGACCAAGCUACAAUUCUUGCUGUAUAGGGAAGCUAAUACUUAGGUAUGUUCAAAAUGUGAUCAAGUAACGAACGCGAUGAUGGAGUGCAAUGCAUGUGUUGGCAGACUUGUGGUCUUGCUGAUAAGAGCGGCUGCCUAUUCUUGUUUUUUGAAAGGUGAAAUCUGCAUGGUCAGGAGAGGAGAGGCUAAACCAGUUGAAUGCUCAUUUUUUGCAUAAUGUAUCUGAAAUAUCCAAUAUGUUGAGGGCAAGGGGCAAGGAGACUGAUUUAAGGCUUUGGUUGACAUGUUGAUCCUGGAUGCUCUCAAGCGAAUGGCCUAUUUCCUGCACCCAAUCCUGGUACGACAACUGCAAGAAGAAAAGAAAAUAAGGUUAACAUAUUUGUAAAUUAUUAGCUCUGUGUAACAAUGCAUUCUUUCAGAUUGUUGAAUUGGUGUAAAUCAACCUUGUACAUUCAGUUAUUAAUUACAUAAAUUCUCAGUUCAUGCUA
Messenger RNA from Phoenix dactylifera (date palm), 4465 nucleotides. The record is from RefSeq and is a predicted model, not a curated record. Lineage: Eukaryota; Viridiplantae; Streptophyta; Magnoliopsida; Arecales; Arecaceae.